Salmo salar (Atlantic salmon) is the source of this 3933-nucleotide messenger RNA. NCBI's taxonomy places the organism in Eukaryota, Metazoa, Chordata, Actinopteri, Salmoniformes, Salmonidae. The record is from RefSeq and is a predicted model, not a curated record.
GAGGGAGGGAGAGAGUGGGAGGAGAGAGAGAGAUAGAGAGAGAAUGUGAGCAGCAUGCAGCAGGCAGGGAGCAGGCUUAGUUCAGGCACAUGGCCAGUGAAUGAGAAAGCUAUUUUUUCUCUCUUCAGCACGCAAAUACACACUCUCUCACUCUGACUGGAUUAUUGCAACUACAGGACACAUACAGGACCUCUGUACCCUUAUCUGCCUUGACGCCAGAUACCCCCGGACCCAGACCCUAACCCAGGCAGCCAGCCCACCUCUCUCCCCCUGCUAGGCUGUCAUUGACCUCUCUCUCCUGUGCCCGACAGGAUGGCUGAGGCUGAACUUCACAAGGAAAGGCUCCAAGCCCUCGCGGAGAAAAGGAAAAGACAGUCAGAGAUUGAAGACAAGAGGAGACAGCUGGACGAUCUGGUGCUGCAGCUCCAACAUCUCAAGUCUAAAGCCAUGAGAGAGCGCUGGCUCCUACAAGGCACGCCCCCCGGAGCUAACGACGAAGACGAUGGUCGAAGACGACAGCUGGAGAAGGACGAAGAGCAGGGGAAGAGACUGGAGGACACCAUUCACAGGUUGGAGUCAGAGAUUGGUCUGUUGGAGAGCGAGGAGUGUCAAAUCUCAGCUAAAGAACAGAUCCUCAGAGAGAGACUGAGAAAGACUGAGAGGUCCAUAGAAGACCUACAGAAAAGUCUUCAGAAUGAACAUGAUGCUGUGAGUAACGCCUUUCCCCAGCAGCCAGACCACAUCCCCGACCAGCCAGACAGCAGAGACUCUACCACCACCUCUACUCACCAGGCCCCAGCCUCAGCAGCACCUGCCUCUGGUGAGCACCCAAGGAAACCUGCAAUGUACGCCAUGGAGAUCAACGUGGAGAAGGACAGGAAGACAGGCGACACCAGGAUCCUGUCAGCGUCUUCCGUCAGCCCUGACGAGGUGCCCCAGCGUGGGGUCAAGGUCUUCGACGACGGCCGGAAGGUUGUCUAUGAGGUCCGCUCGGGGGGGUCCACCACCCUGGAGAACGGGGUUCAUCCCUGGAGCGCCCAACAGGUGGACGAGCUGAUGCAGCGGGUCGGGGUGCCCGCCGGCAAGGCCGAGGGGGGUAAGGCUAAGGUUACUGUCACUCCUGUUGGCGCUGGUGACACCAAAACCUCCCCCAGCUCCGCUGACCGCACAGAUGAGCUCCAUACCAUCUACACCAACCCCCCAGCCAUUCGUAGCCCUACCACCAUGGCCCACAAGGUGCCCCAAGCUCCAGGCGCCCCUAUCACCACCCAGCCUCCACCCCGUCGGGAGGUGACCUACGAGGGGGAGGUGAUGGAGGUUCCCCAGGCAACGGCGGAGAAGCCGGUCACCAUGAUCUUCAUGGGCUACCAUAAUGUAGACGACCAGGAUGAAACCAAGAGGCUGCUGGGAUUCGACGGCACCAUCAAGGCUGAGAUCGUCCUGAUCGACGACGACGACGAGAAGUCGUUACGGGAGAAAACGGUCACCGACGGUUACUCCGUAAUCGACGGCAACGCCGCCGACCUGGUGUCUGGCGCACGGCCGCUCAGCGACACCACCGAACUGUCGUCGGAGGGGAAGGACGAGAGCUCUGCCACGGCCACCAAGGAACUCCCCUCCCCAGCAGGUAAAGGACAGACUCCUCAAGUAACCAUGUCUACAGGAAACAGGAUGGUGUCUAAACCAGCCAUCACUGCUAUGAAAUCAGAGGAUGCCAGUGAUGAUCUGAAGAGAGACAGAACAGAGAGAAAGAGCGUCAGUUUUCUUGACUCUGUCAGUGUGAUCUCAACGGGCGGAGGAGACAGCAGUACCACCACCAGCAUCAUGGAGGUGGAGGCCCACCCUGAUACCUGCUACACCAGCCAAGGGCUCAACAGCCUGGGCAAAAAACACCAGACCCAACCCCUGGACACAGAGGUGGCCCAGGAGAUAGCCUACCUGGAUGAGGUGUUGGAGGCAAACUGCUGCGACCCAGAGGUUGAUACCAUGCCAUUGCCCUCUAACGGGACAGCGAAACCUGAGAGAGACCCCAGGGAGGUCAGUAUUGACGGAACUGGUCCGUCCGUCCACGUCUCCAACACAGACACACAAUCCCCACAGACCAAUCAUGAGAUCAUAGUAGAAGGCAUUAAGCAAACCACCUUCAUAGACCACCAGGAAGUCAAUAACACCAGCAACUCCAAACCCGACGGCCACUCUGGCCCAAUUGGAGAGCAUGAGAACUACAGGAACCAGGGAGGAGAGACAACACCCCCCACUGUGAUGACCAUCAAGAAGGAGGCACGUUUCGAGCUGCGGGCAUUCCAGGAGGAGAAGAAGCCUUCCAAGCUGUUCGACCCGUGUGAGAAGGAGGUGCGCGUGAAGAAGGUGCGUCCGUCAGAGGAGGUGGCAGAGCUGGAGAGGGAACGGCUGGAGCUGAUCCGAGGCCAGGCCGUGAAGAAGAACCCUGGCAUGGGCACAAAAUGGUGGAACCCUCCUCAGGAGAAAAGCCUGGAGGAGGAGCUGGAGCCAGACAAACUUGAGUCACACAGGAAGUACGAGGAGAGGAAGCAGCAGCGGAGGUCAGAGAUCACCUGGGGGUCGUCCCAGACGUACGCCCAGUACUCCCUGACCUUUGAGCCCGGCUUUGACCCUGAGUCCAACCGGGACCCGGCAGAGGUUCUCCAGAGCACCAAGGAGGACAUCGUUGUGGAGCAGAUAGACUUCUCCGCCGCCAGGAAGCAGUUCCUCCAGAUAGAACACGCCAGGCAGCAGCAGGCCGAGAGGUCACAGGUCACAGCCCCGAAGAGAGGCGUAGCACCUCAGCUCUACUCGGCCAAGCCCUUCUCCAGAGCGCCAGACAGCGUCACCCAUGUGGAUAGAUCCUCCAGCUCCGCCAGUAGUUGCCUGGGCUCGCCACUAGAGGCCAACGACGUCACCACCACCACAACUACAGUCAGGACAGAGGGGAUCUACUGCAGCCAGGGAGAGGCCCAGUCCCCCACUACUACUUUGGGACAGGGAGAGCCCAGGAACAGUGGCCCCAAGGAGGCCUCGAUGGACAACAGAGAAGGCGAUGGAGACUUCACCUGUGCCCGGGCCGUCAUGACCAUCCUGAAAGAUGAGGGAGACUCUGAGCUGUGUUCCUCAUCCCUGUCCCUGCAGCAUCGUUCCUCCUCCCAAUCCUUCCACUCCCCCAGCACCUCCCUGUCCUGCCACCCAGAGGAGUGUGACUCCGGGCUGGACGAGCUCUCCCUGCGUUCCCAGGAUACUACUGUUCUGGAGACCCUGUCCAACGACUUCAGCAUGGACAACAUCUCCGACAGCGAUGCGUCCAAUGAGACCAUGUCGGCCUACCUGGGGGAGACGUCUCUGGGGGAGUACUCCUUCCCCUCCACCCCCCAGGCCACCACGCCCGUCAAUGGCAAGAUGGAGGAAGGCACCCUCAGGUCCCCCGGGGAGCGGCGCCUUGGUCGGGGUCCGUCGGAGGAAGAGCUGGAGUACCAUGCAGAGCUCCUGGUGCAGACUGCCAUCCAGCAUGCCCUUAUGAACCAGUCACAGCAGGGCGAAGAGUGGCAGGGGAUCCCCCGUGCCGCCCCACAGUCCUUCCCCUACCCGCUCCCAGAGAGGCACCUAGACUUAGACGUCCUGCCGCCAUCUUCUGGGAUGCUCUCACCUCCACCCCUAGAGCACCAGUCACCCACACCCCUAGACCACCCUCCAGCACUCCUAGAUCUCCACUCACCUCCAUCCCCCCAACUCCGCUCACCCCCAAGCUCACUGCAGCAGUGGCCAACACCUCACCAGUCCCUCCAGUCACCCCCACCCCAGUACCAAUCAAGUCCAUCACAAACCCCCCAGCAGCAGUCACCACCAGCUCACUUCCAGUUAAGUCCAACCCAACAUCAGUCUCCUCCCCCCAGCAGCAGUCCCCCCAGCCCAGAGUGAGAAACC